Molecule: messenger RNA, 1602 nt
Organism: Tetrahymena thermophila SB210
Lineage: Eukaryota; Ciliophora; Oligohymenophorea; Hymenostomatida; Tetrahymenidae
Exons: 1
Source: RefSeq, a predicted model, not a curated record
UAAUUAAAUAAUUUCAAAAAGAAUUAAAAAUAAAGACAACAAAUAUUUGUUUGUUAAAUAAAGAUAAAACAAAACAUAAAUUUCACAAAGCUACUCUUAAAAUCUCCAAGCAAAAGAGAUCUACCUAAUUAUAAACACAAUACAUUAUCGCUAUAAAUAGUUUCUCUUUAAAUGUUUUAAAUGAAAUUUGAAGAUGUUUCUGCAGAUAUUGCUAUGAACAACCAUCAAGAUGACGAAAGCGCUGAUUUCUUUAAUUUCUUUACCUAAGAACCUAAAAAUAACCUUAAUAAAACUAAGGAAUAACAAUGGGGUGACUUCUUUAAUGAGACUAAUAAUGGUCUACCCUUCAAGAAGGAAGAGUCAUUUAAUGAAAAAAAUAAUUAAAUUGAAUACCUCAAUAAUGAAGACUGCUGCUUCUUUUACAAUUAAUAGGAAGCCAUGGAAUGUGAAAAUGAUUACAAGUUAUUUAACCGUGAAUUUUAUUAUCCCAACAUGCAAUUAAAUCACAACUUUUCCAGUUGGAAACAAGAGAGUAAGAUGUUUUCAUCUAAGGGCAUUUUAGUUGACUAAUAAGUCCUCUAAAAUGAAAGAAAAGUCUCCUCAAUUUCUUGGAAUAAAUUAAAAAACUACAUUGAAGUUCAAUAUAAUAUUAAUGAGUAAUACUUAAUCGAAAAAAAAUCCUCCCAAAAAUAAGCUUGCAGCGAUUCCCAGAUUGAAACUAUUGAGCCUUCAGUUCACAACUCAGAUGCUCAAUCAGUAAAAAAUCUCGAAAAUUCAGCAACUGAAUAAGAAGAAUUUUUAAACUCAUCAAACGAUAGCUCUUAAGUUAACAUGACCGAGCUCUCUUUAAAUCAUCAUUUGGAUUAAUCAUAGCCAGUUAAUUUUAAUGAGUAGCUUGAUUAUCAAAAUUAGUUAAUCUCUUCAGAUUUUUUCAUUUUUAGAGAAUCUGGAUCUUCUUAAAAGAUUGCCUUUCUUUCAGGAUCUUUCAUAAGCUAAGAUUUGCUUUAACUCUUAUCUGAUAAACUGGGUGAUAUCCAAAAUAUUUAUUCUUCAUAAUAAUUAUAGGACAGUUUUGCUAGCUUUAAGAAUGAAGCUAACACUUUAAAGAAAAAGUAAAUCUAAGAAUACAUCUUUUCCAACAUGGAAAGCUUUUCGUCUGGUCAAGUUACCUGCGAAGAGCUAUUUGCUUUUGAAACUGUAGAUGCUUUCUAAUUUACUGCUUAAGUGUUCUUUUAAGUAUUUCAUGUAAGAGGACUUAAUGGCGAUUUAUAGGGCUGCGUAAUUAAGCAUCACUUAUUUGUUCCUUAAGAAACUAUUGCAUUCAUACAAUAACAAAGAAAGGAUAAGCAAUAAAAAGAAAAGCUUUAAUAAGCUGAAUAAGAAGAAGAAUAAUAAUAAUCCUCAGUCAAAUCUAUCACUAAAGAAUAAUAAAUCAUGAAGGAUAUCUAAAAUUGUAAGAGAAAUGACUAAUUCUCCAAACAAGUUAAAAAAUUCCUCUAUAAAUUCAAAUACAUCAGCAAACAAAAAAACUAAAAGAAAUAAAAAAGAGAAUAAGACCUAUAUCCUUCAAAGACUUGCAAAUACCGUCUCAUUAAAUAGUGA